UGCAGGUCUUGCUAUCACGCGAUGAACAACUACCUAGUGUCUCAUUCAUUGUUAGCAUAGCAAAGCUUGCUCUGAUGUUUGAUACCGGAGCUAUUGUUGCAUUAUAUUCAGGUGAUAAGAAGCUUGCUGAAAGUUUACAGACAUAUUUGUUGUCAAGAGAUCUUUCGAAUUUGAAAUUAGAGUUUCAAAGAGGAAAUGGGAAGAUUAAGGUAGAUUGUUUUGAGAAUCAGCUACCAGUUGAGUUGGAGUUAGAAAAGCAUGUCUUUCUCAGUGCAGCAGAUUACUACUCGAGAAACAAUGAACUGAUGGACUAAAUGUCAGAUUAUUUGGCUUGUAUUUCCCUCGAUUCUUCCCUCACAGUUCCUGCAAUUGAUUCCUUCCUGAAGAUUUUACAACUCAUUUCGCUUGAGCAACAUUCAUAUUGGUACUUCAACAAUUUAAUUUAUAAACCAUAUGUAAUCACUUGCUACACGUGUG
Molecule: messenger RNA, 477 nt
Organism: Zingiber officinale
Lineage: Eukaryota; Viridiplantae; Streptophyta; Magnoliopsida; Zingiberales; Zingiberaceae
Product: isoleucine--tRNA ligase, cytoplasmic-like
Exons: 3
Coding region: 75-314 (79 amino acids)
Source: RefSeq, a predicted model, not a curated record